AUGGCGGCCCCCGUGGCCCUCGUUCAAGGUGCCAGCCGCGGUCUGGGGACACAGUUUUGCAAAUACAUUUUACAAAACAAACCCCUUGCAAAUGUCAUAGCUACGUGUCGGAACCCGGACGGGGCUGUGGAACUGCAAGGGUUAGCCGGACAACACCCGGACAGGCUGACCGUGCUCCAGCUGAACGUGAACAGCGAGGCAGAUAUACGGGAAGCAGCCGACUGGGUGAAGAGGAGCUUUGGACGCCUUGAUUUAAUGGUCAACUCGUCGGCUUUGCUUCAUCCCUCCGGAAGAGGAGAAACCAGUCUGAGGGAUGUUUAUGCACAGGGCGUCAUCACCACCUUCACCACCAACACUGUGGGUCCAUUGGUAAUGGCCAAGUACUUUGCUCCCCUCUUGCAAAAAGGCGGCGGUGGCUUCGGUCGACAGCCAAAAGAAAACGCCAAGCGGCACAGUGGCAUCAUUGUCAACAUCACUGCAAAAGUGGGCUCCAUUGGUGACAAUGGUCUCGGCGGCUGGUAUAGCUACAGAAUGUCUAAAGCGGCUCUUAACAUGGCCACGAAAAACCUCUCCAUCGAGCUGGGCCGUGGUCAGCCCAAGGUGGUAUGUGUUUGCUUGCAUCCAGGAACUGUAGACACGAACCUGUCGAAACCAUAUCACAGGAACGUACCCGAGGGGAAACUGUUCAGCGCAGAACGCUCUGCAGAAUAUCUGAUGGCCAUUGUAGAUGGUCUGGAUGUGGAAAAGACAGGCAAGGCUUAUAACUGGGAUGGUACACAACUGCCCUGGUAA
Nerophis lumbriciformis (worm pipefish) is the source of this 792-nucleotide messenger RNA. NCBI's taxonomy places the organism in Eukaryota, Metazoa, Chordata, Actinopteri, Syngnathiformes, Syngnathidae. The record is from RefSeq and is a predicted model, not a curated record.